This is a messenger RNA of Caenorhabditis briggsae, 201 nucleotides long. The transcript has 2 exons. Lineage: Eukaryota; Metazoa; Nematoda; Chromadorea; Rhabditida; Rhabditidae. Bases 1 to 201 code for a protein of 66 amino acids. The record is from RefSeq and is a predicted model, not a curated record.
AUGAACUCAUCUCAACUUUUAUGGACAUUUCUAGUCGUUUUUGCACUUUUUUCAACACUUCCAGUUCAAUCAAAUAUCGUAACCCGUGUGAAACGUCAAUGGGGGUUCGGAUAUCCACUGUUUGGAGGAGUCGGAAAUUCAUGGGAAGUGCCGAGUAAUCUUCCAACUUAUUGGGGAUACAAUGCCUACGGUGGCCGAUGA